Gekko japonicus is the source of this 916-nucleotide messenger RNA. Its product is annotated as lymphocyte antigen 6 complex locus protein G6c-like. Lineage: Eukaryota; Metazoa; Chordata; Lepidosauria; Squamata; Gekkonidae. Gene Ontology annotation, cellular component: protein-containing complex; external side of plasma membrane. The record is from RefSeq and is a predicted model, not a curated record. The transcript has 3 exons. Bases 32 to 625 code for a protein of 197 amino acids.
CUGGCACCUUGACUCUCCUGCCACCGCCUGCAUGCCUCCUCUUCAUCUUUCCAAAGGCAAGGCGUGUCUCUCCUCCCUGAUCCUUCCAUUGGCUGUCCCCAGUGCUUUGAUGAGAAUAAAUGCUUCACUCUUAACAGCCCACAUCCCAAGGCUGCUGGGACGAGUCCUUGUUCCAAAGCCAAGUUGGUUGCCUCUCCCAUCACAGGUGCUCUGUUAUAUUUGUAAGGACAUUCCCUCUCAAUUGAUCAAGAUGAACAAGUUUCUUCUCCUGGGCUUUGCUGCUUUGCUCUUCUGCACAGUUGCUCAAGGUCUGGUGUGCAAAGUCUGCAAAUUCAAAGUGGGUAGCGUCUGUUGGAGUUCCGACGAUCCCUGCGUAGCAGACGAUGGACAGCACUGUGAAACCACAAGAGUUUAUUCAGGCAGACUAAUGCUCUUCACAAGGCAUGGCUGCAACAAACACAAGGAGCUGUGCAACAUGACUGAGCAGCGGGAUAACGUCUUUGACAUGAGCUACAACCGCACUUGUUGCAACUAUGACCUGUGCAACGGAGGGAUCGUCAGCAGUCCCAGCUUGCCGCUCUUAGCUGGACUCAGCUUGGCCCUCGGGAGCUGGCUGGCACACUAGCAAGGGAGGCUGACAGGGAAGCUCGUCCUUCCCACCCAGCCGGUGACCCUUGGACUGUCUUUCUUCCCAGAAGAGGCAAGAUUCCUUCACCUCCUUCCCUUCUGAAGGUUCCUCAGUCUCAAUGGUAGCCCUAUUUCAGACCAGCACGACUUUGGCCCUCCGUGUCAAAUGUAGCCCACCAGCCGUGUGUGGGGACCCAACAAGAUGAAUCUCCUUUUACUUUAUAAUUAAUAAACUGCAAGUGGGAUAAAUCUUUUUUUUAAGGGGGCAAUUAUGGAUGGUUUUCAAAAU